Molecule: messenger RNA, 339 nt
Organism: Exserohilum turcica Et28A
Lineage: Eukaryota; Fungi; Ascomycota; Dothideomycetes; Pleosporales; Pleosporaceae
Exons: 1
Coding region: 1-339 (112 amino acids)
Source: RefSeq, a predicted model, not a curated record
AUGCAGCGCUCGCAUGGCCUGCCUUGGCCUGCCCUGCCAUUGCCCUGCCGCCGCCCUGCCAUCCAUCGCCCACGUCUGCUUUUGCCCGGCCCCGUCGACUUGUCCAAACCACACGCUGCUGCUGCUGCUGCUCCUGCUGCUGCUCCUGCUGCUGCUGCUGCUGCUCCUGCUGCUGCUGCCCCCGUCGCCGAAUACGCCCCAUCUCUCCUCCCCGCCGACCGACUGUCAAGGCACUACUCCCUCGCUCCCACGCUCGUCUCGAGGCGGCGUCAGGCAUCGAGGCAUUUUCAAGCCAGCGUCCAUGCGUACGUGUACGUACACGGUGGCUACUAUUAUUAA